Molecule: messenger RNA, 1359 nt
Organism: Melampsora larici-populina 98AG31
Lineage: Eukaryota; Fungi; Basidiomycota; Pucciniomycetes; Pucciniales; Melampsoraceae
Exons: 3
Coding region: 1-1359 (452 amino acids)
Source: RefSeq, a predicted model, not a curated record
AUGGACGCCCAAUCUUUGCCCAACAAUUACAAACCUGUGAUCGCAACGGAGGCUUGUAGCCCUGAUUUUAUAUGCGGAAUUCACGAGGUUUCAAAGCGUAUCCGCCGGCUUAAUAAGACUGGCGACAACUUUAGUGUCUGGGAAAGACAUCUAAAAGCUAUGAUAUGCACUCUCACUGGAACAUCUGAAUACUUCCUACGCGAGUUACAUACACUCGAUCCAAAGUUCAAUCGAGCAAUCUUUCAUCUCAUAUUCUGGUCAAUUGACGAAGACCUUCAACAUGUCCUCAACAUUGAUGGGUCUGCUGGAGACGCCUUUCAAGCCUUGGCGGAUCGGUUCCGAUUAAAUACUUCAGCUCGAUGUAUAAUGAGUCGUGUCGAUUUUCCAGAAGAAAUUUUAGACAACAUUGUGAGCAUAGUUUACUACAAGUUUUCUGGAGAUAAAAACGACAUAAGACACCGAAAAGAGGAACGUAUAAAGCAACAAGAUCAGGGACGUCAAGUAUACGUGAAUCACGGUUGUCCGCCAAUUCUUAAUACCUUUCAAAACUUGGCGGUGGUCAAUCGAAAGUUUCAUAGGCUUUGUCUUCCUAAGUUGUGGCAGCACAUCCGAUUUCCGAGCGCCCUUCCUGCUCCUGUGUCACUUUGGACAGAGGACAUCCUUUCAAGACACGGUCACCUAGUCAAAUCUUUGGAAUUGGGAUUGGAAGAUCUGACUAAUAUUGAGAAUGAAGAGCUUUCAACGCUUGAAAGGAGUCAUCAAGAUAAUACAUCAGCCGGUAGAAGCUAUUUUGUGGACAUGUCGAGACAAGGAAUUGGAGUACGGAGCAUUAAAAAGAUCUUCAGAGCCUGUCCUUGUCUAGCGUCGGUAGCAAUUGAUAUUCCAGACUAUUCAGAUGAACCAGAUUUGUUUGGUUCCAUCAUAUCCGGCUUGAAAUGGUCAUUUGGUCUUGUCCCUCAACUUCAACAUUUAACACUUAGGGACUCUGAAUGCGCCAAGCUUCCAGGCGUAUUUGUCAUUGAUAUUCACAACCACAUACCGUCUCUCGUGUCAUUGGAGAUCAUUGACUUCAAAUUCGGUCCCACAGCAUCCACAGAAAAAUCUUUGGGAUGGAAGCUCGCUCAGCACCGGAACCUUCGAAAAUUACGUCUUGAAAACGUCACUUGCGAAGAUCAAACUUGGACUUUGAACUCUUGGCCUCAACGGCUCACAACUCUUGACCUUGAGUAUUGUCCCGGAUUGACACCUGGUAUGGUUCAGAAACUACUCAGCGGUUCUGCUCCCUUUCUUACUACACUUCAGAUCACGCUUAUGGAUUGGGAAGACGAUUCAGAUGUCAACGCUUCAGACUCCUCCUAA